Gadus morhua (Atlantic cod) is the source of this 2967-nucleotide messenger RNA. It is a transcript of the gene gxylt1b, whose product is annotated as glucoside xylosyltransferase 1b. Gene Ontology annotation, molecular function: UDP-xylosyltransferase activity. The record is from RefSeq and is a predicted model, not a curated record. The coding region runs from base 151 to 1410 and encodes 419 amino acids. The transcript is spliced from 7 exons. Gene Ontology annotation, biological process: protein O-linked glycosylation via N-acetylgalactosamine. NCBI's taxonomy places the organism in Eukaryota, Metazoa, Chordata, Actinopteri, Gadiformes, Gadidae.
UCGUCCACCCCUCCCCCAGAAGAACAAGACUUGGCUGCAAUCAACCGGCAUCGACUCCUGCGAUAUACCCCCCCUCCUUCCCUUUCCCUCCUUCUCUGUGUUAGGCCAAUUAACUUUUAAACCAUGAUUUCGUGGUAAAAAAUCUCGAAAAUGCGGCGUUACAUCCGUGCACUCUUCCUGUGCACGGUGUUUGCCGUCUUUUCGGGUUGGUACUUCUACAGUAAGCUAUUCAACACGGACCUCUCUCUCAGACAACAUGAUGCCGAUGCUGGCAGAGUUCAUAUCUCGUCUCGGAUCCAAGGUCCCAGGAUGGGACCUGCAGACAAAACAGCAGCGGAGAAGCCCCACUGGUAUCAUAGGUACAUCAUGCGCCAGCAAGGGGCUGAUAGUCCUCCCAGCCAGGCCGAGGCUCCCAGCAUGCACCUGGCGGUAGUUGCCUGCGGCGACCGGAUGGAGGAGACCCUCACCAUGGUGAAGUCUGCCGUCCUCCUGAGCUCCGGGAGCCUCCGCCUGCACAUCUUUGCAGAAGAGCAGCUUCACGUCGGCUUCAGGGAUAAGCUGGGCUCGUGGCCUGCGGCGGUGCGCUCCCGGUUCCGCUACACCCUGUACCCCAUCAGCUUCGCCGGCGACCAGGCGGCCGAGUGGAAGAAGCUCUUCAAGCCCUGCGCCUCCCAGAGACUCUUCCUGCCCCUGAUCCUGAAGGACGUGGACUCCCUGGUGUACGUGGACUCGGACAUCGUGUUCCUGCGGCCCCCCGAGCGGCUGUGGGCCCUGCUGUCGCACUUCAACGCCUCCCAGCUGGCGGGCGUGGCCCCCGAGCACGAGGAGCCCCGCGUCGCCUGGUACAACCGCUUCGCCCGCCACCCCUUCUACGGCGCCACCGGCAUCAACUCGGGCGUCAUGCUGAUGAACCUCACGCGCAUACGCAGCGCCUACUUUAAGAAUGACUUGACCUCGGUGGGUCUGCGUUGGGAGGAGCUGCUGAUGCCCCUCCUGCAGAAAUACAAACUGAACAUCACCUGGGGGGACCAGGACCUGCUCAACAUCAUCUUCCACUACAACCCUGACUACCUCCUAGAGUUUCCGUGUAAGUGGAACUACCGCCCCGACCACUGCAUCUACGGCAUCAACUGUGCCUCGGCGGAGCAAGAUGGCGUCCACAUCCUGCAUGGGAACCGCGGCGUCUUCCACAACCUGAAGCAGCCCGCCUUCAAGGCCGUGUACGACGCCAUCCGCCAGUACUCCUUCGGCGCCGACCCCAACGCCGCCCUCCUGGCCCCGCUGGAGGCAGCGCUGUUGAAGACCACCAACACCUACUGUGGUAAAUCCCACGCCCUGCUCACCAAGACGCUCGCCCAGAACCUCGACCGCGUCAACAAGAACAUCCCCCCCCCGCUGGGCACGACAUGAACCCGCGGUGCCGGCUGACGAAGCGUCUGUCGCGGACGGCUUCAGUUUGGUCGCUAAGCUAAGCUAGCAGACGGUCACGUUCGGUCGCUCGUACCUGGGGGAAGCUAUCGAAGCUACUGAAGCUAGCGUACUGAAACCAAGCAAGGACAAAGCCGAACCUUGUCGUCCUACGACGUGUGAAGGGAAUCAAAGACGUGAGACCGUCCUCUCUCUCCGUCUCCAGCCUCAGGGUUCGCAGCUGGAAGAUCUCGGGGUCACUGAAGGACUAAGAAACUGUGACUUCGUAUGUUUUACGAAAGUGGGGAUGGCCAGCAGAUUGUUAAUCCUUUUGGAUAGUUGAGUGGUACUUGAAGCUUGCUCACAAGUGGGCGGAGUCCUUUCCCGCCCAAUCGCCUUUAAAUUAAUGUUCUCUCGGAGUUGAGAGUUUAGUAUUGCUGUGCAGCGUCCAUUUUCGAUCUUCGGACGUGUAGGUGCGCUGGAAUAAGGUGUGUGUGUGUGUGUGUGUGUGUGUGUGUGUGUGUGUGUGUGUGUGUGUGUGUGUGUGUGUGUGUGUGUGUGUGUGUGUGUGUGUGUGUGUGUGUGUGUGUGUGUGUGUGUGUGUGUGUGUGUGUGUAUAUAUUUGAGACCAUUUGUCCAGUUCCUACUGAAUGUACAUAAAUAACUACUAACUCUCCGAGACUUAGAUGACUUCCUGGCAAAGGAAAAUGGCCGCCGCUGUUUAGUGGACUCCCAAUAUGGUGUCUGGUUCGUAUUUGCUUUUUUGUUUAAUUUUAAGAAGGCUAGCAAGGUCUUGUGUCUCAGGGUACGCUCUCUCUCUCUCUCUCUCUCCAUUGCCUCAAAAUGCUUCACAUUAUUAAAAGUCAGUUCAGGUUUUAAUUAUGUGCGUCACCUAAUGAAAUAUAAUCUCUCUGAGUUUAAUAUAAAAAAGGACUGGGAGAAAGUGUCUUGAUAUUUGAAUAGGGAUUUUUCUAUUUUUUUUUUCAGUUGUAGAUUUCUUUAAACAUUUGUAUUUUAUAAGAUUGGGUAAAAUUGGAAUUUUGUAAAAGUGGGCAUUGUUUUGAUUCUUUUGAUCUCAUUUAUAAAACUUGUUUCUACAUUGGAAAAAGACGGUAAGAUGUCUGACAUAUUGUGAUAUCAAAUCAGUUUACUAUACUAUUGUAUUGGUAAGGACAGUACUAUAAAGAUCUUAAUCAUAUUGCACAUAUUUUUGUUCAGGACAGGCAUUUAAAAGACUAUUCACACAAUUGUUAUUUUUUAGUGUACUUCAGUUUCAUUCAUAUUUUUAUCAGCUAAAUAAAUGCAAUUUGCCUUUAUAUGUAACAUGUGAACCAUGCACAUGGCUGUAAAUGAAAGACCUUUUUAAUUAUUGUUUAUAAGCUGAUUCCAAAGAUAUUUCACUGUUUAUGAUGACCUAGUAGAAAUAGGUGGCUUUCUUUGUCAUUUGUACUAUGUUCUGGUUUUUGUUUUCACAAUAAAAGCUACUUUGAUUUCUGUGAAAUUAAAUAAUGUAUUGUGUAUUAUAUGUCGACACUAGAGGGCAGCAUUCAUUUGUAUACA